AUGUUCUAUGAUUAUCUCCCUACUGCACUAACUAUAAUAUUUCAGAAAAACUACAUUCCUACAUCCCUGAAACUCUACAAAAUGAACGCCGACAAUGCUCACAACAAGGCCCAAGAAGUCGGACAUGCCGCCAAGGAAAAGAUGAACGAUGCCGGCAGAGCCAUGAAGAACGCUGCCGAAAAGGCUGGAGAUAAGGCUGAAGAGUUGAAAGACCAGGCCGGUCAGAAGAUGCACGAUGCCAAGGAGGCCAUGAAGAGGCACUAA
Molecule: messenger RNA, 264 nt
Organism: Ostertagia ostertagi
Lineage: Eukaryota; Metazoa; Nematoda; Chromadorea; Rhabditida; Trichostrongylidae
Source: the annotation of a GenBank genome assembly